Messenger RNA from Ogataea angusta, 720 nucleotides. RefSeq lists its product as uncharacterized. The coding region runs from base 1 to 720 and encodes 239 amino acids. Gene Ontology annotation, biological process: rRNA catabolic process; nuclear mRNA surveillance; poly(A)-dependent snoRNA 3'-end processing. The record is from RefSeq and is a predicted model, not a curated record. Lineage: Eukaryota; Fungi; Ascomycota; Pichiomycetes; Pichiales; Pichiaceae. The transcript has a single exon. Gene Ontology annotation, cellular component: nuclear exosome (RNase complex); cytoplasmic exosome (RNase complex); nucleolus.
AUGAACGUUGAUAGAAGAAGAAAUUUGGGGCCUGCGAAUGUCAGGCCGCUGGUUUUCGCCGAAUCGAAGCCGCCCGCACAGCACACAAAUCCGAAAAUUUUCCUGGAGACGGGACUCAUACAAAACUGCAGCGGAUCGUCGUACCUGGAGAACGACAAGACCAUCAUAAUUACGUCUAUCUACGGGCCUCGUCCAAACUUCACGAGAUCGUUCAACGACCAGGCCAGCUUGAAGGUGAGCGUUGAGCUGUCGAAGUUCCUGCCAUUGGACAACCUGAAGGACAACAGAAAGAAUAUCACCCCAGAUAAGGAGAGGCUCAUUGCGUCGCUGGAAUCGUUUAUGCUCUCCAAUUUCCAAAGUUUGAUUCUUCUGCAAAAUUACCCGAAAUCCUCGAUCGAGAUCUUUGUGCAGGUGGUGGCGCUGAACCCUGCCCAUUCGCUGGUCUACACGCUCAAGAACAUCAUAAAUGGCGUGAGUGUUGCUCUGGUAGACUCUGGUCUUAACAUUCGGUCCGUGGCCUCGUGCGGGUACUCAGGCUCGACGGACCACGAGAUGGCAGUCAAUUUCAGCGGCCAGGACGAGAUCCUGGGCAUCUGGAGCGACUUCACGGCUUUCGACGAGUCGUUUGACUCGGCCAUCGACACAUGCGAAAAAGACUCUGUCCAGCUGCGAAAAGAAAUUAAUGGCUACCUGCUACAAAAAGCUACAGCCAAACAGUAG